AUGGCCCAUACCACUCAGUACAAGCCUACUGUUUCAAACAAAGCUGACCUGUCAAACCCCAUAGCCAUUGCCAAAUGGAAAGAGCUAGAGGAAAUCUUUCAUGUGUUUGAUACAGAUGGAUCAGGAACAAUAGAGCCAGCAGAAAUGCGAAUAUUAAUGUGGACUCUUGGGUUAGAAUCUGAAAUAGUAAAUUUAGACAGCAUGAUUGCAAAUCAACUGAGCGUGAGCAGAGAAAAGGCUGCAAAGGUCUCCUUGUCGCUCCAUCAGUUUAUAGAUCUCAUGACCCAACAGAUGAAACCACAAGAUACACCAGAGAAUUUCAUCAAUGCGUUUCGGUUGUUUGAUCCUGAAGGGAAAGGACAGAUAGGGGUCAAGGAAUUGCGACAAGCAUCUCGAGAUAUUAAUGAGCCAAUGACUGAUGAAGAUAUACUGUUGAUUGUGAAUAGGCUGGAUAAAGAUGGCGAUGGUGAAAUUGGAAUAGAAGAUUGGAUGGUGGCAAUGGCGAAUGGACACGGUUUACUUUCAAAAAGCUCGGAUGUGAAAUAG
Messenger RNA from Batrachochytrium dendrobatidis JAM81, 546 nucleotides. RefSeq lists its product as uncharacterized. Gene Ontology annotation, cellular component: myosin II complex. The record is from RefSeq and is a predicted model, not a curated record. The coding region runs from base 1 to 546 and encodes 181 amino acids. The transcript is spliced from 2 exons. Lineage: Eukaryota; Fungi; Chytridiomycota; Chytridiomycetes; Rhizophydiales. Gene Ontology annotation, molecular function: calcium ion binding.